Molecule: messenger RNA, 6211 nt
Organism: Labrus mixtus (cuckoo wrasse)
Lineage: Eukaryota; Metazoa; Chordata; Actinopteri; Labriformes; Labridae
Product: myosin-1B-like
Exons: 39
Coding region: 1-5817 (1938 amino acids)
Cellular component (GO): myosin complex
Molecular function (GO): actin filament binding; cytoskeletal motor activity; ATP binding
Source: RefSeq, a predicted model, not a curated record
AUGAGCACAGAUGGAGAGAUGUCCAUCUUCGGCACAGCGGCUCAGUUCCUCAGGAAGUCCGAGCGUGAGCGGGUGGAGGCUCAAAGUCGCCCGUUUGACAGCAAGACGGCGUGCUUUGUCAUCGACGACAAAGAGCUGUAUGUGAAGGCCAAGGUCACAGAGAGAGAGGGUGGGAAAGUGACGGCUAAGACGCAGGACGACAGGACUGUGACCGUCAGAGAGGAUCAGGUGUUUCCUAUGAAUCCUCCAAAGUUUGAUAAGAUCGAGGACAUGGUCAUGAUGACGCACCUUCAUGAGCCCGCUGUGCUGUUUAACCUGAAGGAGAGAUACGCAGCCUGGAUGAUAUACACGUACUCGGGGCUCUUCUGUGUGACGGUGAAUCCUUACAAACAGCUGCCAGUCUACAACCCCGAGGUGGUCCGAGCCUACAGAGGGAAGAAGAGGAUGGAGGUUCCUCCUCACAUCUUUGCUUUGUCUGACAACGCCUACCAGUUCAUGCUAACCGAUCGAGAAAAUCAGUCUAUCCUCAUCACCGGAGAAUCUGGUGCUGGAAAGACUGUCAACACUAAGCGCGUCAUUCAGUAUUUUGCAACAAUUGCAGUUUCUGGAGACAAGAAGAAGGAGAUGAGCAGUAAAUAUAAGGGGACUCUGGAGGACCAAAUCAUCCAGGCUAACCCUCUGCUGGAAGCUUUCGGAAAUGCAAAAACAAUGAGGAACGACAACUCAUCUCGAUUUGGAAAAUUUAUCCGAAUCCACUUUGGCACGACCGGUAAACUGGCCUCUGCCGACAUAGAAACAUAUCUGCUGGAGAAGUCGAGGGUGACGUUCCAGCUGGCGGCUGAGAGGAGUUAUCACAUCUUUUAUCAGCUCACCUGCAACAAGAAGCCUGAACUCAUCGAACUGCUUCUCAUCACCACAAACCCAUAUGACUUCACAUUUAUCAGCCAUGGAGAAAUCGCUGUGAAGAGCAUCGAUGAUGCCGAGGAGCUGAUGGCUACAGACGAGGCCAUCGAUAUUCUGGGCUUCACCAACGAAGAGAAAAUUGGCAUCUACAAGCUGACAGGAGCAGUGAUGCAUUAUGGGAACAUGAAGUUCAAGCAGAAGCAGCGAGAGGAGCAGGCGGAGCCCGACGGCACCGAGGAGGCUGAUAAAGCUGCCUACCUAAUGGGUCUGAACUCUGCCGACCUGCUGAAAGGACUCUGUUACCCCCGAGUCAAAGUAGGGAAUGAGUACGUCACUAAAGGACAGAAUGUGCAGCAGGUUUAUAACUCCAUCGGCGCUCUUGGUAAGUCCGUCUACGAGAAGAUGUUUCUGUGGAUGGUCAUCCGGAUCAACCAGCAGCUCGACACCAAACAGUCACGACAACAUUUCAUCGGCGUCCUCGACAUCGCAGGAUUUGAAAUCUUUGACUACAACAGCAUGGAGCAGCUCUGCAUCAACUUCACCAACGAGAAGCUGCAACAGUUUUUCAACCACCACAUGUUCGUGCUGGAACAAGAAGAGUACAAGAAAGAGGGAAUCGACUGGGAGUUCAUUGACUUUGGGAUGGACUUAGCAGCCUGCAUCGAGCUCAUUGAGAAGCCGAUGGGGAUCUUCUCCAUCCUGGAGGAGGAGUGUAUGUUCCCCAAAUCUACGGACAUGUCCUUUAAGAACAAACUGCACGACCAACACAUGGGGAAGAACAACUGCUUCCUGAAGCCCAAAACAGUGAAAGGGAAGCCCGAGGCUCACUUCACUCUGAUGCAUUACGCAGGAACAGUCGACUACAACAUCAGCGGCUGGCUGGAGAAGAACAAAGACCCUCUGAGCGAGUCGGUGGUUCAACUCUACCAGAAGUCCUCGGUCAAACUUCUCUCCAUGCUGUACGCCAGCUUCUCCGGGUCUGAAGAAGCAGCUGCAGGAGGAGCCAAAAAAGUAGCCAAGAAGAAAGGAGCAUCUUUUCAAACUGUGUCAGCGCUGUUCAGGGAGAAUCUUGGGAAGCUCAUGACCAAUCUGAGAACGACUCAUCCUCACUUUGUGCGCUGCCUGAUACCGAAUGAGACCAAAACACCAGGUUCCAUGGAGAACUUCCUGGUUAUUCAUCAACUUCGCUGUAACGGCGUUCUGGAGGGAAUCCGGAUCUGCAGGAAAGGGUUUCCCAGCAGAAUCCUGUACGGGGAUUUCAAACAGAGAUACAGGAUCCUGAAUGCCAGUGCGGUUCCUGAGGGACAGUUUAUGGACAACAAAAAGGCUGCAGAGAAACUUCUGGGCUCCAUCGAUGUUGAUCACACGCAGUACAAGUUUGGACAUACAAAGGUCUUCUUCAAAGCCGGUCUGCUCGGGGCUCUGGAGGAAAUGAGAGACGAGCGCUUGGCUCAGGUCGUGACGUCGACUCAAGCUUUGUGUCGAGCCUUCCUCGUCCGGGUUGAGUUCCAGAAGAUGAUGGCCAGGAAGGAGUCGAUCUACACAAUCCAGUACAACUUCCGCUCCUUCAUGAACGUGAAACACUGGCCCUGGAUGAAGCUCUACUUUAAACUCAAACCUCUGCUGAAGAGCGCUGAAGUCGAGAAGGAAAUGGUUCAAAUGAAGGAAGAUUUCACAAAACUCAAAGAAGACCUGAGCAAAUCUGACAACAGACGCCGAGAGCUGGAGGAGAAGAUGGUCUCCAUCGUACAGGAGAAGAACGACCUGCUGCUGCAGGUCCAGGCUGAGGCAGACAGCCUCCAGGACGCAGAGGAGAGGUGUGAAGGACUCAUAAAGAGUAAGAUCCAGCUGGAGGCCAAACUGAAGGAGGUCUCAGAGCGGCUGGAGGACGAGGAGGAGGUGAAUGCCGAGCUGACGGCCAAGAAGAGGAAGCUGGAGGACGAGAGCUCCGAACUGAAGAGAGACAUCGAUGACUUGGAGCUCACCUUAGCCAAAGUGGAGAAGGAGAAACACGCUGUGGAAAACAAAGUGAAAAACCUGACUGAAGAACUCAUGAGUCAGGAUGAAAACAUCAGCAAGCUGUCAAAGGAGAAGAAAGCUCUGCAGGAGGCUCAUCAGCAGACGUUGGACGACCUGCAGGCCGAGGAGGACAAACUGAACGCUGUGAGCAAAGCCAGGACCAAACUGGAGCAGCAGGUGGACGAGAUGGAGGCGUCUCUGGAACAAGAGAAGAAGAUCCGGAUGGAUCUGGAGCGAGGGAAGAGGAAGCUGGAGGGAGAUCUGAAACUGUCUCAGGAGUCCAUCAUGGAUUUAGAGAACGAGAAGCAGCAGCUGGACGAGAAGAUGAAGAAGAAAGACUUUGAGUUGUCUCAGCUGCAGUCGAAGGUGGAGGACGAACAAUCUCUGGGUGUUCAGCUGCAGAAGAAAAUCAAAGAGCUUCAGGCUCGGAUCGAGGAGCUGGAGGAGGAGAUCGAGGCGGAGCGUUCGGCUCGAGCCAAAGUGGAGAAGCAGCGAUGCGACCUCUCCAGAGAGCUGGAGGAGGUGAGCGAGCGUCUGGAGGAGGCGGGAGGAGCGACGGCCGCUCAGGCCGAGAUGAACAAAAAGAGGGAGGCGGAGUUUUUGAAGCUGCGCAGAGACCUGGAGGAGAGUUCGCUUCAACACGAGGCCACGUCCGCCGGGCUGAGGAAGAAACACGCCGACAGCACGGCCGAGCUCGGGGAGCAGCUGGACAACAUCCAGAGGGUGCGACAGAAACUGGAGAAGGAAAAGAGCGAGCUGAGGCUGGAGCUGGACGACUUGGCCAGCAACAUGGAGAGCACGGCCAAGGCAAAGAUCAACUUAGAGAAAAUGUGCCGCUCGCUGGAGGAUCAACUGAACGAGGUGAAAACUAAAGAGGAAGAGCAUCAGAGGCUCAUCAGUGAUCUGUCCAGUCAGAGAGCUCGACUGCAGUCAGAAAACGCUGAAAUGUCUCGUCAGCUUGAAGAAAAAGAGUCUUUAAUGUCACAGUUAACCCGCGGGAAACAGGCGUUCAUUCAGCAGAUAGAGGAGCUGAAAAGACUCCAUGAGGAGGAGGGGAAGGCGAAGAGCGCUCUGGCUCAUGCUCUGCAAUCGUCUCGCCAUGACUGCGAGCUGCUCAGGGAGCAGUACGAGGAGGAGCAGGAGGCCAAAGCCGAGCUUCAUCGCUGCCUGUCCAAGGCCAACAGCGACGUGUCUCAGUGGAGAAACAAAUAUGAGACGGACGCUAUCCAACGUACCGAGGAGCUCGAGGAGGCCAAGAAGAAGCUGGCGCUGCGUCUGCAGGAAGCAGAGGAAGCGGUGGAGGCGGUGAACUCCAAAUGUUCAUCUCUGGAGAAGACGAAGCAGCGUCUGCAGGGGGAGGUGGACGAUUUAAUGAUGGACGUGGAGAGAUCGAAUGCUGCUGCAGCUGCUCUGGACAAGAAGCAGAGAAACUUUGACAAGGUUCUGUCUGAGUGGAAGCAGAAGUACGAGGAGGGUCAAGCGGAGCUGGAGUCGGCCGUCAAAGAAGCUCGAGGUUUGGGAACGGAGAUCUUUAAGAUGAAGAAUGCCUUCGAGGAAUGUCUGGAACAACUGGAGACGCUCAAGCGAGAAAAUAAAAACUUGCAGCAGGAAAUUAUGGAUCUGACAGAGCAGCUGGGAGAGACGGGGAAAACCAUCCAUGAGCUGGAGAAGUCGAAGAAACAAGCCGAGCAGGAGAAACUGGAGGCUCAGACGUCUCUGGAGGAGGCUGAGGCCUCCCUGGAGCACGAAGAGUCCAAGAUCCUGCGAGUCCAGCUGGAGCUGAACCAGGUGAAAUCGGAGGUUGACAAAAAGGUCGCAGAGAAAGACGAGGAGAUCGAGCAGCUGAAGAGAAACAGCCAGAGGAUCGUCGACACCAUGCAGACGAACCUGGACGCCGAGGUCCGCAGCAGGAACGACGCUCUGAGACUGAAGAAGAAGAUGGAGGGCGACCUGAACGAGAUGGAGAUCCAGCUGAGCCACGCCAACAGACAGGCUGCCGAGUCCCAGAAACAGCUGAGGAACCUACAGGGACAACUCAAAGAAGUACAGAUUCACUUGGACGACGCUCUGAGGAGCAGCGAGGACAUGAAGGAGCAGGUGGCGCUGUCGGAGAGACGGAGUAACCUCCUGCAGGCGGAGAUGGAGGAGCUCCGAGGGGCUCUGGAGCAAACGGAGAGGAGCCGCAAGCUGGCAGAGCAGGAGCUGCUGGACGCCAGCGAGAGGCUGCAGCUGCUGCACGCACAGAACACCAGUCUGCUGAACAGUCGGAAGAAGCUGGAGGCUGAUCUGUCGAAUAUUCAGGCUGAGAUGGACGACAGCGUUCAGACAGCGAGGAACGCUGAGGAGAAAGCUAAAAAGGCCGUCACUGAUGCGGCCAUGAUGGCUGAGGAGCUGAAGAAGGAGCAGGACACGUGUGCGCACCUGGAGAGGAUGAAGAAGAACCUGGAGGUGACGGUGAAGGACCUGCAGCAGCGACUGGACGAGGCCGAAAACAUCGCCAUGAAGGGCGGGAAGAAGCAGCUGCAGAAGCUGGAAGCUCGGGUUCGCGAACUGGAGACCGAGGUGGAAGCUGAACAGAGACACGGAUCAGACGCUGUGAAAGGAGUGCGUAAACUGGAGCGCAGGAUUAAAGAGCUCACCUAUCAGUCUGAUGAAGAUAAGAAGAACAUGAUGAGGCUGCAGGAGCUGGUGGACAAACUGCAGCUGAAGGUCAAAGUGUACAAGAGACAAGCUGAGGAGGCUGAGGAGCAGGCCAACACUCACCUGUCAAAGCUGAGGAAGGUGCAGCACGAGUUGGAGGAGGCCGAGGAGCGAGCCGACAUCGCAGAGUCUCAGAUCAACAAGAUGAAGGUGAAGAGUCGAGACCUGAACAAGAAUAAAGACAGCGGAGAGUAGUCUCUGGUCGCCAUGGUGACGAUCAAGUCUGCUGUGUGUGUAAGAUAGUCUGCAACAUACUCUUAACAUGUAUUUAUCUAUUUUGCUUUGAAAGUCUUCAUGUGCUUGAGUCAUCCUUCAAAUUAUUCUAUUUCCUGGACGUUCUGAAGUGCGACCAGCAGAUUUAAAAACAGAAGUAUGUUUAUAUAUACUAAGCUAGGCCUGCUGUGAUCUGUUGUCUUGCUUUUCACACACACAAAAUGUGAAUGGAAUUGUAUUGUUUGAAUAAGAAACCAACACUAGAGGGCGCCAAACAAACUUUUAAUCUCUACAUUGUGGUUUUAAAAAAGGAUAGUUAAUAAUGAUGAUGGUGUUGUUGUGUAGCUGAUGUAUGUUGCCUUCAUUAUAAUAAAUA